Physcomitrium patens is the source of this 1178-nucleotide messenger RNA. Its product is annotated as 26S proteasome non-ATPase regulatory subunit 14 homolog. NCBI's taxonomy places the organism in Eukaryota, Viridiplantae, Streptophyta, Bryopsida, Funariales, Funariaceae. Gene Ontology annotation, molecular function: protein binding; metallopeptidase activity. The record is from RefSeq and is a predicted model, not a curated record.
CCCUCGCAAUCUUAUUUCGAGGUCGAAGGAGGGUGAUCAGUUGCCGUCAAUUUGCGAAAUCUCUCUUCAUGUUCAGGAGUUUUUGAGUCUUUGAGGACAGCAAGUGUGUGAUUCUAACGCGAUGGAUUCAAGACUGAAUAGGAUUUUCGCCGGGAGCGGUGGAGGGGGUGGCCCGCACCCAGACUCGCCUCUCGUUGAUUCAUCGGAGCAAGUCUACAUUUCUUCCCUGGCGUUGCUUAAAAUGCUUAAACAUGGUAGAGCGGGAGUUCCUAUGGAAGUGAUGGGACUGAUGCUCGGGGAGUUUGUGGACGAGUACACUGUUCGUGUCGUAGAUGUAUUUGCUAUGCCUCAGAGUGGAACUGGCGUGAGUGUUGAAGCAGUUGACCCCGUUUUUCAAACGAAGAUGCUCGACAUGCUCAAGCAAACUGGCCGGCCUGAGAUGGUCGUUGGGUGGUAUCAUUCACAUCCAGGGUUUGGCUGCUGGUUGUCUGGCGUGGAUAUCAAUACGCAACAGAGUUUUGAAGCUUUGAAUCAAAGAGCUGUGGCAGUAGUGGUGGAUCCAAUCCAAAGUGUGAAAGGAAAGGUUGUGAUUGAUGCUUUUCGAUUGAUCAACCCCCAGACAAUGAUGUUGGGACAGGAGCCUAGGCAGACCACUUCAAAUGUUGGUCAUCUUAACAAGCCUUCCAUUCAGGCUUUGAUUCAUGGAUUGAACCGACACUAUUAUUCUAUUGGCAUUAAUUAUCGGAAGAAUGAAUUGGAAGAGAAAAUGCUUUUGAACCUUCACAAGAAGAAGUGGACUGAUGGACUCACUCUGCAACGAUACGACGAACAUGGAAAAACUAAUGAGUCCACGGUGAAGGAAAUGUUAGAUCUCGCAAUCAAGUACAAUAAGGCUGUGCAAGAAGAAGACCAGCUCAGUCCAGAGAAGUUGGCUAUUGCCAAUGUGGGGCGUCAAGAUGCAAAGAAGCAUUUAGAAGAGCAUGUCUCUAAUUUGAUGUCUUCCAAUAUUGUGCAGACCUUGGGAACCAUGCUUGACACCGUUGUCUUCUAGUGGAUGUGCUUUAUAUGGUAUCUAGGAACUGUCCUCAUUUUUGGUGAAGUACAUAUCCAUAGAAGAACUCCAAGCUCAAUGAAACUGUCCUUGUUAAUUGUAAUUUCUUUUUCCACGCUUUUCUUCA